Messenger RNA from Dermacentor silvarum, 5514 nucleotides. RefSeq names its product engulfment and cell motility protein 2-like. The record is from RefSeq and is a predicted model, not a curated record. Gene Ontology annotation, cellular component: plasma membrane. Gene Ontology annotation, biological process: cell motility; actin filament organization. NCBI's taxonomy places the organism in Eukaryota, Metazoa, Arthropoda, Arachnida, Ixodida, Ixodidae.
GACGCGUCCUCGGCGCCGUGCCCGCCGCUCCCAUCAACGAGCGUGCGCUGACUGUGCCGCAAGGGCCCUCUCCCCUCGACUCACUCCUCCGCGCUGGUCGGGUUUCCCGAGGUCGUCUCGGGUGUCCUUACCGUACGACGCGCGCGCUUGUCAGGUAAGUGACGCCGCCGACAGCAACGACGGCGCUACGGCAGUGGCGUGAUGGCAGCAACAGCGCAACUUUGCUGCCUGGUGCUUUCGUCGACGCGCCCGCUGCGGCCGUGGCCCGACGACGGCCCACGAAGUUGCCAUCGAACACACCGGACGCACGAUGCCGUCGCGGGAGCGUGGUGCAACAGCCGUUAAACGCGAUCGUCGGGCGACAGCUGCUGCUGCGGAAUUCCGUGUUGUGUUGUACGCCUCGCAGCGCGCGCCGCCGCGUCGGUGGUGUACGCAGUGGUCCAUGACUGCAGAGGCGCACGUGAUCGCGCUUGUAAGCGCGCCGGAACGCGCCGAGCGUAUGAUUCUUCCUCGCCUCGUCUCGCCGACACCGAUACAACCGAUAUUUCUCCGCGCUUCGCUGGCGUCGCUGACGGAACGGCCCGACUGAUGCUGGGCGGAAUCGCAACGCGCUGCCGAUAAGGAAGCUCGUCCCAGAUAGGGGCGUCAGAACGAAGUCCACGCCGGGUAGGGGAUGGAUAAACGGCGCUCGUCGGCCGUGCGAUGAGUACGUGACAGCGCAGGGUCACGGGCGCCCCGAUUAGCGGAGCUGCGAUGGCUUGUCCCGCGAAGCCGCCCGCCGUCGGAAGGCGGGCGAAGGUCGGCGUCAAGACACCCCGCGGAGAUCAGCUGCUCGAUCUUGAUCUGGAUCUGCCACUGUCCACCAUCAUCGAUGACGUGUGCCAGCGAGUGGGCAUCGCCGACCCCGACUGCUACGCGAUCAAGUACGACGGCAGCGAAGUGUACGUCUUCGACGCCAACAAGCUGGAGAUCAGGAACGGAGACAUGCUCCAGCUGGUCCGGAUGCCGAUGAACAGGAACGAUGUCAUCGAGAAGCUGGGCUCCGGCACGCCGGACGAGAAGGCGGAAGCCCUGCAGGCGCUACUGAUCCUCGCCGCGGAUCCCGAUUCCGCUGUCAGGUUCAUCUCGUACGACGGUCACAAGACCAUUGUGAACUGGAUUGAAGCCGGUGUGUACAAAGGAACCCUGCUUUGCCGAGCGCUUCUGUGCCUUCAGGGUCUGAUCGAUCACGGCCUUAUAACGUGGGAGAUUCUUUCGACCAAGUGCUUGAGCAGGAUACUGAAGGAGACGAACUGUCCUAACGGGGUGGAUUGGAACAAUGAGGAAGUUUUUCUCAGUGUGCUUGAAUGUGUGGUUACGAGUAACGCGUCUGCGUACGAAACGGUUUUCAUGGGUAUGCCCUGGGAGCGAUACGCGUUGCUGAUGCAAGAAGGGUCAGUGGUGGUCAUGAGGAACUGCAUCAUGUUAUUGAACGCGCUCUUCACCCAAGGCAACCCCAGUCACAGAGACGCCCUUAAGAACGCCAUUAGUAACUGGAAGAUAAAGAGCGUUGUGUGGACUAGGCUGACAAAUUAUGGACAAGUGGAUUCAGAGUUGGCGCGCGCUCUGCAUGUCUUUCAAGCCCAGAUGCUGGGUUUGUACGAGCGGCUGUGGAAAGCCAGCGUUGACACCGAUGACCUGGCUUUGAAUGGAAAGGUCGACAUUCUCUUGAAGCUUGCAGAGAGCUGUUUAAAUUCGGACGACGCCAGGUACAAGCAGCUGGACAGCAAGCGACGCCACUCGGUUCGCCACACCGCCAUGGGACUCGAGCACGUGAGUGUUCCCCUGAAGGACUUUGCGAAGCCUGCAGGCAGACUUGCCAUAGAGAAUCUCCUGUAUUUCGCCGACAAGUACAACUUGAGCUUCACCACAGCGAUUCAGGAGAACUUGUUCAGUUCUCCCGAGCACAUGUGCCCGCUGGUCGAGAGCAGCAUCCUGCUGACCGAACUCUUGUGCCGUAUGUUCAGGGUCGGCAAGCCGGCCGGCGACGAUGAGGGCACCUUCUGGCUCAUGUACUUCUCCCACGAAUGCUUCUUCGAGGAAAUCUUCAGCGUGUGCAUGCUGCUCGUGUUCAAGACGUGGCGCGAGAUGAGAGCGUCGGUGGCGAGUAUCGGCAAAGUUUUCGGCAUCGUGAACGAGCAGAUCGGCCGGGCGCUCAGGCUCAACCCGCACUGCGCGGACAUCAACGGCUUCCGCACGACGUUGUCGUCCCUGCCUUACUCGGAAAUCGUCAAGCAGCUGCAGCGAGAAAACGACGAACGUAAAGCGUCCGAGAGGCAGUCUCGAGCCGUGAACCAACUGCGGGACUCGCUCCGUGCCGACAUUGUCUCCCUGGUGAACGAGAACCGCAUCAACGUUCUCUGCAAGGGUGCCAGGUUCCAAAAAUACGGCGCCAAGGGGAACCGCAUCAAGGACUGUUACGUCUUUGUCAAGUUGUCCCGCAACCUCAAGGCCAUUCACUACGGCGACUGCAACGCCACCUGCGAAACUGUCGACAUCGAGGAGCUGUCCGAUAGCAUCCUGGUGUCGGACAUCGAUAUGAUCAACACGGGCACGUCUUGCCCUCAGGCGCGCAAGGCGACCAGACAGAUCGUCGACCUGGCUUUUUCCAUCGUGGUUUGUGGCGACGGGCAGCCGCUCAAUCUGGUGGCUCCUAAUGCCAAGGUGCUUAACAGGUGGCUCGACGGGCUGGACGUCCUACUGGGCAACACCGCGAGCAGCAUCGAAGCGCGAGGAGACAUGGGCAUUCUGUUGGACAUGGAGGUUCGGCUGAGGCUGCUGGAGACCGAGGGCAUCCACAUCCCAGAGACGCCGCCUCCCGUCCCUCCUCCGCCGUCGAACUUCGACUUCUCCUCGAGGUUUUUUGGCAGCUUAUGAACCUAUUGUGUGUGUGUGUGUGCUGGCUGGCGCGCUACUAACCAGCAGUAGUUGUGAUAUCAACUAGUCUCGUUCGACCCAUUCGUACAGCAAAGCUGGCUUCGCAGCGUUGAAGUGAAGUGGAUCCACUUAUGACUGUAGAUAUUAUUUAUCAUAUAUUAGUAAUGUCAAGUUUUGUAUUGGAGCUGUGCAAGAAUAAGUCGCAUAUAGCUAUUGGAAAGUUUAGAUCGAAUGUCGGGUACAUUACCAAACUUGGCCUUCAAAGCGCCUCUUUUUGUGGUAAAUGAUGCCGAUGGGAGCCGAUCAAGGUAUAUUAAUGUUUGCUAAACGCCCUCUGCGAUUUAGCGGUCGGUUUUCUCGGCGCAACUUGUACGCGGGAGCAAAGGUUCCUCAGAGCAGAUAACCAUUAUAGUAUAGGGUGGUGCCGUUUUAAAGGCUUAUUCCCAUGACAUUACGCGAAGUCAGAACGCGGAAAAUGCCUCACCAGCUGAAAAUGGCAUGUUUUGUGAAUAUCGUCUAUCAUUUUUUAUCACUUGACUGCGGUAUGUUAACACAGCGACCUUUGCUUAAUAAACGAGCUAGCAAGGUCGCCCGCAAUGCAAACUCUGUAGUGUUUGAACGAAUGUAUAGCGUCUACAAUUGUCUUUUCAAGUUCCUCCUGCCACUAAAGCAAUGCAGUCAGCACUUUUAGUAAAAUGGAGUUAGGCAUCUGAACGAGUCAACGAGUCAUCAGAUCGCAGACGUGUUAUAAAAGGUUACGACGCGUGUAUAUUUGCUGUAACCCUUCGCUGUCAUGGAACGUUUGCACUAAUUGACGCCAAAACGGUUGUGUCCUCUGGAUCACGCUUUAUUGAAUUGUCAAGCAUGUCUUCCCAACGUCAGCUUGCCAUUGCUAGUCCAUGGAAUACUCAUCAGGCUAUUACGUUAGUCUUCGCAGCUAGGCUAAUUAAGUCUUGAGUGUCCGUAUCGCAAAAGAAAACGUGGCGUCAAGGCCGUACGUGAUAUAUGAGACAACGCCACGUACGCGCGUUUCAUUGCAUCAGUACGGCGAAGACGACUGCCUUCCGCUCAGGCUAUUCAGGAACCUUUGAAACUUCAGAAAUUGUACCCAUGAAAACCCACUUUUGUAUGUGCACCUCUCCAUCUUUGAAGCGAUCUGCUGCGACUCGUUUUGCGGCCUUUUUACGGUCGGCAACCAAACAACAAAGCCAUAUAUAUAAAUUGCAUGUUACAAAAUGUAAGUGAAAAAGUAGCUAUAAGCGAUAAAUUUUUUUGCAGCGCACUGUGGAUGGCUGGUAGAGGCGAACGUCGUAAGAUAUGGUACCACGACGUAAACCUUUCACGAGCAAUACAAUUGAGCAUCCGAGUCACUUUCAAGCGCUCGCUUAUUGGCCAAACACGCGCAUCCUGCGCUAUAGCGCUCAGUGAGUAUAAUUUAACGGAAAAUACACUACUUGUAGAAUCUAGUUAAACGGAACAUCAAGGGACCGGUAUCUUUCGAUAAGCAGGAGUUCCGUUUACGGACAAAGCUGUGGAGGAGUGCAGAACCACAUGUCAAAUAAAUACACGCUCUUGAUACUGUUGUCGGAAACGUUGUGUAUUGAGAAGUUAAUGUAGCAGCUAUAUAUAGUUAAACACAGAAAACGGCAAGGUGCUCAGUGCUUGACUUUAUUAUGUAACCAAUACAGUCGUCGACCGAUAAUUCCGACUCUGCAGGGACCGCCCACAAGCCAAAUAAAAGUAAGUCCUAAAUAACGGAUUCGCCGGAAAAUAAGCGGCUUAAUUAUUCUCCAAAUGGCGGUAAUAAUAAUUGUUUUCAAACUCUGAUGCACGCACAUGUGCUUGCUUGCUUGCGACCUGGUCAAUCUGUUGUACUUCGACCGUCUUCGUGCUUUCGCGAUACAGAUGGAUGAAAGUAUACAGAUAAUGCAUGCGCCAAAUCUGCAUCCUUCGUCAACAGAUGGCGACCGCGUUCCGAUAGCCUGCACAGAUAUAUCCAGCUUCUAUGGAAGCCGCUUGUGCCCACUCUCGUUCAACCGGUGGCCAUAGAAAAAGCGCUCGCAAAGAAAGCUUCGCUUAAUUAAAAAAAGAGAAAAAAAAGUCACAAUUUAGCGAUUAAGUCGCAUUGAACCAUUACAAUGUUGGACGGCAAAGCAAGCCUUCCCGCCCUUGGGUCCAACAGUGCAGGCAUCCUAUAUAUAGGUGUUAAAUUAGGAACAGUCAAAUCUGUAGUCCGAGAAUUUAGGACGAAUAAAGCUGUGUUUCUAGCGUUCUUUUUAACGCCAUAGCGUUAAGGGCCCCGUGUAGCAAAAAAAUUCGGUGUCGGCGUAAGCAUGGGCGUCUGGCAGAAAUAAUCAUGCCGAACCACAUCAUCCCGAACCACCCGGACCGGGCAGGCCCUUCGCGUGGCGCAAGGCGCUAGUGAACGAAAAUCGAAUUUCAAGUACAAUCCGCUCUGAAAAAUCGUAAAGUAUACGACUUAACCACAACCUACAGACGUGAUAGCGUCGAAAUUUUGACCGGGCCCCACGUCGCAGAAAAUACGGUGUCGGCGUCAACGGCCUCUAAUAUAACGCUAUGCGUUCCACUCUUCAAGGC